UCUGGCGCGAACGCUCAGGCGCCUCCUCCCGCCCCAGUCACUGUGGCUCGGCGCACGCUGCCGGCGGCUGCCCUUUCGGCCUCUGGGGGAGCGAACCUGCGGGCCGCUGUGCGCCGGCACCAUGGCCUCGGGCCGGAGGGGCUGGGACAGCUCCCACGAGGACGAUCUGCCCGUGUACCUGGCCAGGCCGGGCACCACGGACCAGGUCCCGCGGCAGAAGUACGGCGGCAUGUUCUGCAACGUGGAGGGCGCCUUCGAGAGCAAGACGCUGGAUUUCGAUGCCCUGAGCGUGGGGCAGCGGGGCGCGAAGACUCCCCGGAGCGGCCAGGGCAGCGGCCGCGGCUCGGGGAGCCGGCCGGGGGUCGAGGGGGACAGCCCGCGCCGGGGCCAAGGCCGGGAGGAGGGCAGGGAGCCCGCGCCCGCCUCGCCCGCCUCGCCCGCGCCCGCCGGGGUGGAGAUCCGGAGCGCCACGGGCAAGGAGGUUUUGCAGAACCUCGGCCCCAAGGACAAGAGUGACCGUCUUCUUAUCAAGGGCGGUAGAAUUGUCAACGAUGAUCAGUCCUUUUAUGCUGAUAUUUACAUGGAAGAUGGCUUAAUAAAGCAAAUCGGAGACAAUCUGAUUGUCCCUGGAGGAGUGAAGACCAUCGAGGCCAAUGGGAAGAUGGUGAUCCCUGGAGGCAUCGAUGUCCACACUCACUUCCAGAUGCCAUACAAGGGAAUGACCACAGUGGAUGACUUCUUCCAAGGGACAAGGGCUGCCUUAGCUGGGGGCACCACCAUGAUCAUUGACCACGUGGUGCCCGAGCCCGAGGCCAGCCUGACAGAGGCUUAUGAGAAGUGGCGAGAGUGGGCAGAUGGGAAGAGCUGUUGCGACUAUGCCUUGCAUGUGGACAUCACCCACUGGAACGACAGCGUCAAGCAGGAGGUGCAGAACCUCAUCAAGGACAAAGGGGUUAACUCCUUCAUGGUUUACAUGGCCUAUAAGGAUUUGUAUCAAGUGUCCAACACAGAGCUCUAUGAGAUCUUCACCUGUCUGGGCGAGCUGGGAGCCAUUGCGCAGGUUCACGCCGAGAAUGGGGAUAUCAUUGCCCAGGAGCAAACCCGGAUGUUGGAAAUGGGGAUCACUGGCCCCGAAGGCCAUGUGCUGAGCAGACCAGAGGAGCUGGAAGCCGAGGCUGUGUUCCGUGCCAUCACCAUUGCGAGCCAAACCAACUGUCCACUUUACGUCACGAAGGUCAUGAGCAAGAGUGCGGCGGACCUGAUCUCGCAAGCCAGGAAAAAAGGAAACGUGGUCUUUGGUGAGCCCAUCACUGCCAGCCUCGGCACAGAUGGGACCCAUUACUGGAGCAAGAACUGGGCUAAGGCAGCCGCCUUUGUGACAUCCCCGCCUCUGAGCCCUGACCCGACCACUCCUGACUACAUCAACUCCUUGCUGGCCAGUGGAGACCUGCAGCUCUCUGGGAGUGCCCACUGCACUUUCAGCACCGCCCAGAAGGCGAUUGGGAAGGACAACUUCACAGCCAUCCCUGAGGGCACCAAUGGGGUGGAAGAGCGGAUGUCUGUCAUCUGGGACAAGGCAGUGGCCACUGGGAAAAUGGAUGAAAACCAGUUCGUGGCUGUGACAAGCACCAAUGCCGCCAAGAUCUUCAACCUGUAUCCCCGCAAGGGGAGAAUAUCUGUGGGUUCUGACAGCGACCUGGUGAUCUGGGACCCGGACGCGGUGAAGAUCGUCUCCGCCAAGAGCCACCAGUCGGCUGCAGAGUAUAACAUCUUUGAAGGGCUGGAGCUGCGAGGGGCCCCUCUGGUGGUCAUCUGCCAGGGCAAGAUCAUGCUGGAAGAUGGCAACCUGCACGUGACCCAGGGGGCUGGCCGCUUCAUCCCCUGCAGCCCGUUCUCUGACUAUGUCUACAAGCGCAUUAAAGCCCGGAGGAAGAUGGCAGACCUGCACGCAGUCCCGAGGGGCCUGUACGACGGGCCGGUGUUUGACCUGACCACCACACCCAAAGGGGGCACCCCCGCGGGCUCCACCCGGGGCUCCCCCACGCGGCCCAACCCGCCCGUGAGGAACCUCCAUCAGUCGGGAUUCAGCCUGUCCGGCACCCAAGUGGAUGAGGGGGUCCGCUCGGCCAGCAAGCGCAUCGUGGCACCCCCCGGAGGCCGUUCUAACAUCACGUCCCUGAGUUAAGCGACCCCUCCCCAAAGAGAGGGGCAGAAGCAAGAAGAGAUUUUUUUGAAGCCAAAAUGGUACACCAAUAUUUAAGAAGGAAAGCGAAUCCAAACAGUUGCGAUCUAAAGAAUCAAUAAGCCUCAAGCCUUAUGUUUCUCCAAUGCUACACUCGCUUGCCUAGCUUUACGAAUAUUGCUUUGUUUUCUGUUCAUGCAUAGCCUUGAUUGGUUUGACCCUGCCUCCCCGCAUUUACGUGCAUGCAAUCAGACAGGCUACUAAGGUAAAAGUCUGCUAUAUAGUGUUGAGAGCGUGUGUAGUGCUGCAUUUUAUGACGAGGGGACAGACAAAGCUGAGAUGCCAGGAAAAUCAACAAAAGGGACGCGGUUAUUUGGGGUGAGGGGGUGGUGGGAGCCCAGAGCGAGGCA
This is a messenger RNA of Neomonachus schauinslandi (Hawaiian monk seal), 2592 nucleotides long. RefSeq names its product dihydropyrimidinase like 3 (gene DPYSL3). Gene Ontology annotation, molecular function: hydrolase activity, acting on carbon-nitrogen (but not peptide) bonds, in cyclic amides. The transcript is spliced from 14 exons. Gene Ontology annotation, biological process: actin crosslink formation. The coding region runs from base 122 to 2185 and encodes 687 amino acids. Gene Ontology annotation, cellular component: cytoplasm; cytosol. NCBI's taxonomy places the organism in Eukaryota, Metazoa, Chordata, Mammalia, Carnivora, Phocidae. The record is from RefSeq and is a predicted model, not a curated record.